Molecule: messenger RNA, 792 nt
Organism: Neospora caninum
Lineage: Eukaryota; Apicomplexa; Conoidasida; Eucoccidiorida; Sarcocystidae
Exons: 7
Coding region: 1-792 (263 amino acids)
Source: RefSeq, a predicted model, not a curated record
AUGGCGAACCAUUUCGACUUUGGCGGACCCGUGUCCGGCUGCACAGGCAGCGUGAAUUUUCUGGCGCAAGUCGACACGAGCGCUAUCGACGAAAUGGAUCCGUCUCUGGCUGAUGGCCACGUUUUGGUGUACUCGAGGGAAGUGCCCUUCGAAAUUCGAUUGCAAGAAACCGCCGCUGGUCUGCCUGGAGACGUGGGCCGUCUGGAGCCCAUUCGCGUGAAAAUCCUCAUUCUCGGAGAGGAGACCAAUCCUCAGCACGUUCGCGUGGAGCUGACGAGCGAAAACGACUUGUUCCUCAACUACACCCACGCACUCAAUGAGGAUCUCUUUCGGCAAAUGCAAGAACGCCAGAAGCUGAUGAUUGAGUUUGCGGACUACCCAAGUGUUCUCAUCAAAAUGUUGAACUCUUGCAUCAAAGAGCCCCACUGCUUCCUCGCGGUUCUCGUCAUGCAGACGACUGGCAAGGCACGGGUGGAUUUCAUCCAGAGCAUGGAGUACAAGUUCAUCGAGUUGUUGUGCCUGGACUGCGUCCAGUCGACUGAAGAAUUUACUCGCCGAGACAUGACCUUCCGAUACAAUGCGCUCAAGAGCAAGCUCGCGCUGCUGCAGGCGCGGCUCCACGACAUUGGGUGCUUGCUCAAACUGAAGAGCCCUUCCCUCCUUCUCCAUCUUCAAAAAGCGGCGCAUCAGCAGGCCAACAGACGCCAACAUGAAGUCACAGCGGCAGCCUCCGUCCCCGGAAAGGCGCGCGUUCCCGGAGCCGCGGACGGCGCCUCCGCUCGCUUCCUCUGA